This is a messenger RNA of Aspergillus caelatus, 2157 nucleotides long. Its product is annotated as putative amino acid permease (Can1). Gene Ontology annotation, biological process: amino acid transmembrane transport. Gene Ontology annotation, cellular component: membrane. The record is from RefSeq and is a predicted model, not a curated record. The transcript has 3 exons. Gene Ontology annotation, molecular function: amino acid transmembrane transporter activity. The coding region runs from base 168 to 1862 and encodes 564 amino acids. NCBI's taxonomy places the organism in Eukaryota, Fungi, Ascomycota, Eurotiomycetes, Eurotiales, Aspergillaceae.
CCCAACCGUAUGACUACGUAGUAUCUGUUCGGAAAAGCUUUCUCUUUCUUUGACUCAGAUCAUCGAACUCGUGCAUGCACGUAACCGCGUCCCAAUCCCCUCACUCUCACCUUUCCUGUGACAAGUCACCUUUUCCUGUCCAAUACACAACAUAAUAUACGGCCGGGAUGGCCAUUGACGAAGUCACCCCUGCGCCGCAGGUGACGGAAACCGCUUCUGGAAACGACGGUGACAAGAUUAGCACCAAGACGGGCGCGAACCCUCUGAGCAAGUUCGGCAAGAAGAAGGAUGGCAACGGAAAUGAAGAUGUGGAGAAGGAUGGAAUUGGAGGGGAUACGCCGCCGCAUGACUUACAGCGCAAGCUGAAGAGCAGACAUUUGCAGAUGAUUGCUAUCGGUGGUACAAUUGGAACGGGUUUGUUCAUCAGUAGUGGAACAGCCAUCGCACACUCCGGUCCGGCGGGUGCCCUCAUCGCCUAUAUCUUCGUUGGUUCUAUUGUGUUCUCGGUCAUGUCCUCACUUGGUGAGGUCGCAACGUAUCUUCCGAUCUCCGGUUCUUUCACCUCCUACACUGCACGACUCGUCGAUCCCAGUCUGGGUUGCGCGAUGGGUUGGAUUUAUUGGUUUAACUGGGCUUCGACAUACGCCGUGGAACUGACUGCUACCGGUCUGAUUGUUCAGUAUUGGGACGAUAAACUGUCGGUAGCCAUCUUCAUCGCCAUCUUCUGGGUAGUGAUCACACUUCUCAAUUUCCUUCCGGUUGGAUUCUAUGGAGAGAUCGAGUUCUGGUUUUCGAUGAUCAAAGUGCUCACGGUCCUGGGAUUCAUGAUCUUCGCUAUCUGCAUUGAUGCUGGUGUGGGAAAGCAGGGUUACCUUGGAUUCAGCACGUGGAAGGAUCCCGGAGCAUUUGCUCCGUAUCUGAUCGACGCGUCAAAUCCGGUUUCCAAGUUCGUCGGUUUCUGGGCCGUGCUUGUACAGGCUGGUUUCUCCUAUCAAGGUACCGAGCUGGUUGGUGUCGCGGCUGGUGAGACAGAGAAUCCGGAGAAGACCGUUCCCUCGGCCAUCCGCAAGACUUUCAUCCGUAUCCUCGUUUUCUUUGUCCUGACCAUCUUCUUCAUGGGCUUGCUGGUCCCUUACGACAACCCCAACCUGAUCACCGACUCGAGCGACGCCUCCGCCUCCCCUAUGGUCAUCGCCGCGAAGCUCGCCGGCGUGAAGGUUCUUCCCAGUUUGAUCAACGCCGUCCUCCUGACCGUCGUCCUCUCGGCUGCCAACUCCAACGUCUACAGUGGCAGUCGUGUCCUCCUCGGUCUGGCUCAGGAAAAGUUCGCGCCUCCAAUCUUCGGUUGGGUCACUCACCGUGGUGUGCCCUAUAUUAGCGUCGGCUUCACGGCCGCCUUCGGGCUUCUCGGGUUCAUGAACGUCUCCGAGUCCGGUGGAAAGGUCUUCAACUGGCUGGUCAAUAUCUCCAGUGUGGCUGGAUUCAUCUGUUGGACUUCCAUCAGUCUGAGUCACUUGGCUUUCAUGCGUGCCCUGAAGGCGCGCGACAUCUCUCGUGAUACCUUACCCUACAAAGCCGCCUUCCAACCCUACCUGACGUGGUACGGACUGUUCUUCAGCGUCCUGAUCAUUCUGACCCAAGGAUUCACGGCCUGGAUCCCUACCUUCAACGUCUCCGAUUUCUUCGUCGCGUACAUCUGCGUGAUCAUCUUCGUGGUCCUGUACCUCGGCCACAAGAUUCUCUACCGCACCAGUUUUGUACACCCGCUAGAGGCAGACUUGCAAUCGGGCCGGCUCCAGAAUUACUCUUGGGAAACGGCGAGACCGAAGACGUGGCAGGAGAGGCUUCGCGAGAGUCUAUAAAUUAGUAUAAUACCGCGCGGUUUGCGGUGUAAUUCACAUCAAGAGGCUGGCAUGGCAGCUGUGCGUGCAUAGAAGAAAGCUGCAACUCCGGGCCCGCUCGGAGGUACAGAUAUUCCGUGGAAGCGUCUUUUACAUUCCCCAUUUUACAUAUAGCAACAGUGGAGUUUCGGGUGUUUGGGUGCAUAUAUUUGAUGAUUAGUAUGUGAUCAUGUGAUCAUGUGUAUAGUGUUCUUAUCCAUAUAUGAUAGACAGGAGAUAGUUAUUGAAUAAUCAUACAUAUAACAAGCAUCGUGCA